AUGAAAUUCUCUCUCGCUACAGGCCUCUUGGGCCUGUCCUCCUUGCAUAUGGCGAGCGCCAAAUAUGUGUUUUACGUGUCGCAAUACUACCUCACCACGUUCCCGAACGCAACGGUGGCCGCCGGGGUUGACACGGUCAUCAUGACCUUCGCCAACUCGUCAUACUUCGUCUCUCCUCCGCAGAACUACACCCCGUUCGAGCCCGUGGAAACGAUGAGAGCCCGCUUCGACCCCGGCGUGAAGAUCUUGGUUGCCAUCGGUGGAUGGGGUGACACCGAGGGAUUCCGUAAGGGUGCUGCCACGGAGGAGUCUCGCAAGGACUACGCGAAGAACUUGGUCGACAUGGUCAACACGCUCGGCUUCGACGGCAUCGACAUCGACUGGGAGUACCCCGGCGGCAACGGAUACGAUUACAAGCAGGUUCCCAACUCCGACCUCACCUCCGAGAUCGAGACCUACCCUCUGCUCCUCAAGGAGAUCAAGUGUGCGCUCGCGGGCAAGGAACUCUCCAUCGCCGUCCCCGGUCUCGAGCGCGACAUGAUCGCCUACACGCCCGAGUCCUCCCCCGCCAUCUGGGAGGCGGUCGACUACGUCAACCUCAUGACCUACGACCUGAUGAACCGCCGCGACAACGUCACCAAGCACCACGCGGACGUCGUGGGCUCGCUCGCCGCCGUCGACUACUACAUCGGCACGCUCGGCCUCCCCCCCGCGAAGGCCGUCCUCGGCGUCCCCUUCUACGCCAAGUGGGCCUCCGUCGACAAGGAGGCCGGCUGCGACGGCGGCCUCGGCUGCCGCACCGUCCUCCUGGAAGACGCCGCCGGCCAGGACACCGGCGAGAGCGGCACCGUCACCUUCGAGACGUCGAGCUACGCGCCCCCCGCCGACGGCACCAACCUGCCCGAGUCCCCCGACGGCUCCUGCGGCGCCACCGCCGGCUACCGCUGCACGAGCGGCAACUGCUGCAGCCAGUUCGGCUUCUGCGGCGACUCGGCCGACUUCUGCGGCUCCAACUGCCUCAAGACCUUCGGCCUGUGCGACACCGACCAGCCCACCGUGGCGGAGCUCUUCCAGACCGCCAUGGCCAACGGUGUGCUCGACGAGGAGGCCGGCGGCAUGUACUACUACGACGAGACCAACAGCGUCUUCUGGACCUGGGACGACGCCGCCAUGAUCGCCCGCAAGUUCGAGCAGAUCAUCAAGGCGCGCGGACUCGCCGGCGUCAUGGCCUGGAGUCUGACCCAGGACAGCUACGACUGGAGCCGCAUCCUGGCGCUCCAGGCUGGCAUGAAGAGCCUGACCGCCACCGCGUAG
Drepanopeziza brunnea f. sp. 'multigermtubi' MB_m1 is the source of this 1314-nucleotide messenger RNA. RefSeq lists its product as uncharacterized. Gene Ontology annotation, biological process: chitin catabolic process; carbohydrate metabolic process. The record is from RefSeq and is a predicted model, not a curated record. Lineage: Eukaryota; Fungi; Ascomycota; Leotiomycetes; Helotiales; Drepanopezizaceae. Gene Ontology annotation, molecular function: chitin binding; chitinase activity. Gene Ontology annotation, cellular component: extracellular region.